Molecule: messenger RNA, 1062 nt
Organism: Mycetomoellerius zeteki
Lineage: Eukaryota; Metazoa; Arthropoda; Insecta; Hymenoptera; Formicidae
Product: L-threonine dehydratase catabolic TdcB-like
Exons: 5
Coding region: 1-1062 (353 amino acids)
Biological process (GO): L-serine catabolic process; L-threonine catabolic process
Molecular function (GO): L-serine ammonia-lyase activity; threonine deaminase activity; pyridoxal phosphate binding
Source: RefSeq, a predicted model, not a curated record
AUGUCUUCGCAAUUGGAAACGAAACAAAAAUCUAAGAAAGGAGAAGCAACGAAAGAGAUUAUCGACCAUGUACCAUUUUCUUAUACCAUAGUCUGCCCAUUGUUACGACAUCAGAAUCAUACUUGUUUUGAAUGGAAUAUCAUUGACAAAGGCUCCAAGAAAUUAAAACGAUUUCAAAAGUAUGAGAUCUCGGUUAACAGAAUCCAUUCGGCGAUGUACAAGAUAAGAAAACACAUUUGGGAAACACCAUGUUUUAAGAGUUCGUUACUCAAUCAUCAAGGAUUUCAUAUUUAUUUGAAGGCAGAAUUUUGUCAAGUUACCAACAGCAUCAAAGCACGCGGCGUGAUUUACACUUUGCUACAGCUAACACACGAGGAAAAAUGUAAAGGCGUUAUAGCAAUCUCAACAGGCAGUUUUGCUUAUUCUCUCUGCUAUUAUGGUAAGAUCUUUGAGAUACCAGUGACAAUAGUGAUGCCAAUAUCAACAGCAGAUGAACAAGUCAAAAAUUGUCGUAAAUACAAAGCAACAGUGCUCGUCCAGGGUCGCGAUAUGCUAGAAGCGCAUAAUAUCGCUUUACGUAUCGCCAAGACCAAUGGCCUAUAUUAUCUCGAUGGGAACGAUCAUCCAAACAUGAUUAUUGGCCAAGCCACUUUAGGCAUAGAAAUUUUAGACGACAUAAAAAAUAUUGAUGCAGUGUUACUACCAACGGCGAUCAAUGGUUGUGGAUUAACUACAGGUAUAGCGAUGGCUAUCAAAGAAUACAAUCCGAAAAUAAAAGUUAUUGAGGUCCAAACUGAAGUUACUGAUUCUUUAAUCGAAAAUGUUAGAACACAAACAACUUCGCCUAACGAACUAGAAAUUCCUACGACUGAUUAUACGUGGUAUCGAAAUUCUAUAGGCUUACCAGAAAUGUGGCUCGACACAAUUAUUACGGUAAAUAAAACAUUGGUUAAUAUUGCGGCCGAUAUUUUACUAAAUGAAGAAAACAUUGAUGAUUCCAGUGCAGCGAUUAGUUUAGCUGCAAUUUUAACUGGUGAAAUCCAUCCUGGGCUAAAGAGGUGA